CGCCGCCCCCCGCCGUCCCCGCGGGCAGCGGCAUCGCGGCCGUUCGGGCCGCCGCCGCGGGCGGCGCCGCCCAGGACCUCCCCUGACGUUGCCGCCGCCGCCGCCGCGUCGGGCAGUGCCGCCGCAGCAGGCGAAGCCGCGGCGGAGAGGAGCAGCAGCCGGCGGCCCACAGAGGGCGUGCACGUGCAGGAAACGGGGAACAGCAGGCGCAUCGAGGAGGAGGCAAUUAGCAAGCUCGAACGUUUGGGAUAUCCACGCGAAGAGAUCGUGCGGCAGCUGAAAGACGAGUCCUCGCAUCUAUGCAAGCUGUACCACCGCUUCCUCAAGGCGCUGACGGCCUGGGACAAGAAGUGACCGCCGCCUGCCGCCCCUCUUCGCCGCACCGCGGUCAGGGCAGGCCCCCGGCCCAGGCGUCCGAUGCUUUCUGCGCGGCCUCUUUGUCCUACCCGAGACGUCGCCACGUCACGAGCCUGCCGUACGCCCUGCAGGGCUGCUCACGGUCCAUGAAUCGAAGGACCUACUCUUGCAAACGCCUUCAUGCCCCUCGGAGCCGGCCGUGCGCGCACACCCGCCGAAUCUGGCCGCGGAUGCGCUGCACGCGCCGCUUCUCGAGUGCGGGCGGAACUGUCUCGGGGCCUCGACGUUUGGCCCGACAGGUGGUGCACGCUCCUCGCGCAGGCCGUGCGUGCGGGCGCGCUCUUUGCGUGCCCGCUCUGGAUGGUUUCACGGCAGCUGUUCUGUUGCGAGGCCCGGCCUCGCGACGUCGUGAUCUCUUCCAUGUUGCGUGCGUCUUCCCCAUCGACCCGGGCCUCCAGGGGCCCGAAACGGGCCCCAGGGGUCCG
Prorocentrum cordatum is the source of this 842-nucleotide messenger RNA. NCBI's taxonomy places the organism in Eukaryota, Dinophyceae, Prorocentrales, Prorocentraceae. The record is from the annotation of a GenBank genome assembly.